Molecule: messenger RNA, 2941 nt
Organism: Paraphaeosphaeria sporulosa
Lineage: Eukaryota; Fungi; Ascomycota; Dothideomycetes; Pleosporales; Didymosphaeriaceae
Exons: 7
Coding region: 324-2618 (764 amino acids)
Molecular function (GO): protein binding
Source: RefSeq, a predicted model, not a curated record
CAUCCUGCAUUAUUGGCGCACGCGUCUCACAGCAGACAGGCUGAGAACUGGCGUCCCAGAGGCGGCCACCGCGUCGCGCAACGGUCAGCAUCUCUCCGGUCGAUCCGCGAAUGAACGAGCUGAUCUAGCACGAGCCAGCUUCUUUGCGUGCGCCGCGCCCUGAUAACCUACUGUAGUGCCCUUCAGCCCUGCCAUAGUCCUCCUGCAGCUGCGCAUGACUGUGUCGUCGGCCACUGCCACUCUCAAUUGUUAUCUCUGCUCCCUUUCUUACCGCAUUUGCGACAUACAACUUCUCCAUGUCUGUACGACCCUCGAGGGCAUGAAUGCCGGCCAUGGCAUCUAUACGGCUUUCCCUGCUGGUCGCAGUUGCGUUCGUGUCUCGGUCUCUACAAGCAAAAGAUCCCAUCUCCGACUUCUGUCGACGAUGGGGCCACCAAACCGCGCAUGUAGACAACAAGCUCUACAUCGAUGGGGGCCAGGUGGUAUGGAAUCCGAUCUCCACCAAUCCCCUCAACUACACGAAUACCUGGCUCCUCUACAGCGACCUCAACUCGACCACGCAGGGCUUUGGUCAACCCUACCAAUACGCGAACCUCACGAAGAAUUCGACUGUCCCGAGCGUUUCAGGCGGCGUGCUGUGGGCGGAUGAUGUCAACAAGUGCUUCUACCAAUUUGGCGGGGAAUACCAGAGCAACCCGUCGGACUUCAGCUUCUGGACGUACGACACGCGGCUGAACCUAUGGAACGAGACAGACUACAAGAGCAAUGUCCAAUCUCUGCAGCGGGUGGCCCACGGCGCCGGAACACAGGCUCAGGAUUUUGGAUUCGGGUAUUAUUUCGGAGGGUACAUGAACAAUCUGACGUCGCCGAACUGGAAGGGAGGGCAGAUCGCAACGAGCAAUUUGAUAUCCUACGACUUCACCGUGGGCCAGCUCAACAACAACAGUGGGCCACCAGACAAUUAUGGACGCGCGGAGGGGCAGUUGGUACAUCUUCCUGCAUCUGAUGGAGGCCUUUUAGUAUACUUUGGCGGUAUCGAGGAUCCGACUCGAAAUGGGAGCUCUCAAGCGGCCAACAUGAGUACCAUCCAUAUAUACGACAUCUCUUCGAACAAGUGGUAUACUCAGCAAGCCUCAGGCGAUAUUCCAGGGGCUCGACGACAAUUUUGUGCUGGCGCGACCUGGGCUGAUGACCAAUCUUCGUACAACAUCUACCUGUAUGGCGGUUUCGCCGCAGAAGGUCCUGGUGGAUAUGACGAUGCUUAUAUCCUCUCGCUGCCGUCUUUCAAGUGGAUCAACGUUUUCAGUACAGGCAAUGGCACGACCCCUUUCCCGCAUGGUGCCUGUUCUGCAAAUGUUAUCAACCGGGAUCAGAUGCUCAUCAUUGGUGGUUGGUUCACAAACUCGUCCUACACCGAUUGCGACGCGCCGAACUCUCAAGGGCAGCACAACAUGAACCUCGGGUACAACGGAGAGAAGAACGUUCUCUGGGAUAAGUGGGACCCCUCGGCAACCAAGUACUUUGUGCCCACGCCCGUUAUUUCCGUCAUUGGUGGCGGCCCAACUGGAGGUGCCACCUUGACUAAGCCCUCUAAAUGGGACAAUGGCGACCUCAGCGUUUACUUCGGCCGUCAGGCAACCUUUUCAGCCCGAUCAGCAACUCGCAUAGUCCCUAGCGGAACGGCCCUCCCGUCAGAAACCGGCAGUUCGAAGAAGACGAACGUCGGAGCUAUUGCGGGUGGGGUAGUUGGAGGGCUCGCUGCGCUCAUUCUGAUACUCUCACUGAUCCUCUUCUGCCUCCACCGGCGCAAGAAGAGUCUCAAAGCCAAGGAAGAAAAGAACCAUGGCCCGUCACCCCCUCUUCCCGUCGAGCUAGCAGCAACCUCACCAGUUCACGAGAUGCACUCACCGGGUGCGGGGAAGUACAUGAGCUUACAGCAACAGCCCGAUCCGCCUAUGCAAUCACACUCGCGAUCAUUGAGCGACGAUUACCUUAAUCCCAAUGUCGUUUCACCAUACCACCCACAGUUUCCUUCCAACUCACCAACAUCAACAGCAACACACCCUUCGCCAUAUAAUACUGAAUUUUCGCACCCAAGUUACGCGCAGCAAGACCAGCAUGCCGCCUACGCCCAAUACCCUAAUACUUACGAUACCCAAAGUUACGACCCUAAUUCAUACCACCAGCCCCCCGGCAUAGCCCUGCAGCGCGAACAUUCCUACCCGACACCCACCUCGCCUUCCCAUCCACACGCCUUCGUUCCGGUCACCCAACAAGUAUACUACCCACCGCCGCCCGACCCAUCCACCCGAACGCGCUCACACCAGUCCCAUCACUCCCAGACCUCGUAUUCAGAUCGCGUCACCAGCCCCGAGGGUACGCAAUUCAGCGGGUCCGACAGGCAUACACGGUCGCCCCCGAGCACGACGCAGACGCCUGCGCAAUUUUACGCGCAGCCUGUGCCGGUGAGAGGGCCGCAUGUUAUGAGCGGGGGAAAUUUGGCGCCUGGUGGAUUUGGUGAUGAGGCGGGGAGUAUCAAUGAUAGUGGGAGUGUGAGGAGCUGGGAUAGUAGGAAGAGGCCGGUGAGGGGGCGGUUCGUUGAGGUUGACGAUCUGUGAGCGUGACUUUGAGAUGUUGGAUGCGCGGCCGUUGAUACCAAGACUGAGUAUCGUUGGCACGAGGAUUCACUCGAGGAAGCGCGUUGGGAGAAAAGGAUUCAUCUUUGAAACGAGCGAAGCGUUUGCAUCGUCUGGCGUAAGAGCGGGUCUUCAAUGUCAUCACAUCUUGGGAACGUGGACGGGACUAUUAGGAUCAGGCUGGGAUGAGUGUAUAGGAUUUCCAUCGCUCUUUAUUUGUAUGUAGUUUCUAGUAUAUACUCGAACGGAAUACUCGAACGAGGUUAACGAAUCAGUACAAGCCCAGGCGGCUUCAUUUUUUUUUU